Messenger RNA from Dipodomys spectabilis (banner-tailed kangaroo rat), 1912 nucleotides. It is a transcript of the gene Slc25a37, whose product is annotated as solute carrier family 25 member 37. Gene Ontology annotation, cellular component: mitochondrial membrane. The coding region runs from base 166 to 1185 and encodes 339 amino acids. NCBI's taxonomy places the organism in Eukaryota, Metazoa, Chordata, Mammalia, Rodentia, Heteromyidae. The transcript is spliced from 4 exons. The record is from RefSeq and is a predicted model, not a curated record. Gene Ontology annotation, biological process: iron import into the mitochondrion. Gene Ontology annotation, molecular function: ferrous iron transmembrane transporter activity.
AGCCAUUGGUGUCUGCGGCCCCUCGGCUCCUCCCCCAGCCCGCCAUGGCGUCAGGCGCCGUGGCCCCGGGGAGGUGGUUCCCGCUUUAAGAAGUGAAGUUUUCCGCCCGCUCCCCUCCCCGCCCCGGUCCCUCCCGCGGCCUCCCGCGUCCCGCGGGGCCGGCGCAUGGAGCUGCGCAGCGGCGGCGGCGUGGGGAGCCAGGCCGUAGGGCGGAGGAUGGAUGGGGACUGCCGAGAUGGCGGCGGCGGCUGCAAGGACGCGGGGUCGGAGGACUACGAGAACCUGCCGACCGGCGCCGCGGUGUCCACGCACAUGACAGCCGGAGCGAUGGCCGGGAUCCUGGAGCACUCGAUCAUGUACCCGGUGGACUCGGUGAAGACACGAAUGCAGAGUUUAAACCCAGAUCCCAAAGCCCAGUACACAAGCAUCUAUGGAGCCCUGAAGAAAAUCAUGAAGACUGAAGGCUUCUGGAGGCCCUUGCGGGGCCUGAAUGUGAUGAUGAUGGGUGCGGGGCCGGCCCACGCCAUGUAUUUUGCCUGUUAUGAGAACAUGAAAAGGACUUUAAAUGACGUUUUCAACCACCAAGGAAACAGCCAUCUAGCCAAUGGGAUAGCUGGGAGUAUGGCCACCCUGCUCCACGAUGCGGUAAUGAAUCCUGCAGAAGUGGUGAAGCAGCGCUUACAGAUGUUCAACUCGAAGCACCGGUCAGCCCUCAGCUGCAUCCGGACGGUGUGGAGGACCGAGGGGUUGGGGGCCUUCUACCGGAGUUACACCACGCAGCUGACCAUGAACAUUCCCUUCCAGUCCAUCCACUUCAUCACCUACGAGUUCCUGCAGGAGCAGGUCAACCCUCGCCGGGACUACAACCCACAGUCUCACAUCAUCUCGGGCGGGCUAGCUGGGGCCCUGGCCGCGGCCGCCACCACUCCGCUGGACGUCUGUAAGACCCUGCUCAACACUCAGGAGAACAUGGCACUGACCUUGGCCAAGGUCGGGGGCCGGCUCUCAGGCAUGGCCAAUGCCUUCCGGACCGUGUACCAGCUCAACGGCCUACCUGGAUACUUCAAAGGCAUCCAGGCACGAGUCAUCUAUCAGAUGCCCUCCACUGCCAUCUCCUGGUCGGUCUAUGAGUUCUUCAAGUACGUCCUCACCAAGCGCCAGCUGGAGAGUCGAACUCCGUACUAAAGCAGCAGGCUGUGGGAAGUUGAUUGAGCAUCUUUUGUUUGCAACGGGCUUCCUGUGGCUGCCCGGUCCCCUUGUCCUCACACCCAGGCCCGUCCUGCAGGGCACCUGCGCCAGACCCUCCGCUCCUGGUGCCUUAGAGAGAGGGGAGGACAGGAUGGUCGCUGCCCCCAAAAGCUGUCCUCAGGGACGUGUGAGUGGCGGUGGACAGGAAGGACAGGGGAAGGGGACCGAGGAGUAAGGAGUGGCUUUUUUGUCCUCCGAGAGGAAUGUGUCAGUCUCCUUCCUGGGUCCUUAGAUCACAGCUCAGGGAAGAAGACAGACAGUGGCUGAGCGUAUUAAAGGAAGAGAGUCUAUGUAUAUAAAAGUUUCAUUACACAGUCUAAAAUAGGUGGAUAAUGUUUAUCCUUUAUUUUUUCUACUUAGAGAAGUUUUUCAAUUUGUGUGUGUGAGUGUGUGUGUGUGCACUUGUGCUUGUCCAUAAAUAGUAUUGCAGCUAGGAUAAAAUCGAGCUGUGUUUUUUAAAGAAAUAAUAAGAGGGCUGAAUCCUCCUAUCAGGUUAAGUAAAAAGGCACCAAAGUUCUCAAGGGCUGAGUGUGGCCUCCAAUCCUGUGCAAGCCCCUCCCUCCCCAAGGUGGAAGUUUGACUUGAAUGUGAAAUAAAUACUGAGCAUAUCUUUUGAAUUUCUCUUUUAAUGGGGGAAAAAGGUACGUUGAGAAAGAAUCAUAAU